CCCGACAGGCUCCGCGCACUUUCCGCGCCAGCUUUGGCCUUAGCCAGCGAGCGGCGGAGGAUGGAAAGCAGCGACGAGGCGGCGGUCGAGAAGUGCCGCGUCCACUUGCGCCCCGGCACGCUGCGCGACGCCGCCCGCGCCACGCUGCACCUUCUGCCCUGCGAGGUUCUGGUUAACGGGCCCGCCCCGGUGGAGCGCUUCUUCACCCCAGCCAUCCGGCAGGGUACCGAUGGACUCGAAGUGUCGUUUCGGGGCCGCAGACUACGGGGCGAGGAGGUGGUGGUGCCGCCCGGCCUCGAGGGAUACGUGAUGGUGAUGGAAGAGAAGGGAGAGGUGGUGGGGAAGGACUUCUCGGAGGGUUCGUCGAACCUGCGAGAGGAGCCGGAGCUGGCGGCACCCCCAGAGGCGCUGGAGCGGGACUUUGACCGAUUUAUCGGAGCCACCGCCAGUUUCAGCCGCUUCACACUGUGGGGCCUGGAGACCAUCCCCGGUCCGGAUGCCAAAGUGCGCGGGGCCCUCACCUGGCCCGGUCUGGCUGCAGCGAUUCACGCACAGGUGCCUGAGGACUGAGAACUGGAACUUGACAUUGAAAGCCACCGGUCCCUCCACCCCAAUAAACCAGCUCUUCGUUCUGGAACCACUGACUGAUUCCAUCACCCCCCAAUAAACACGCUCUUCACAGCA
Molecule: messenger RNA, 684 nt
Organism: Callorhinus ursinus (northern fur seal)
Lineage: Eukaryota; Metazoa; Chordata; Mammalia; Carnivora; Otariidae
Gene: RNASEH2C
Product: ribonuclease H2 subunit C
Biological process (GO): RNA catabolic process
Cellular component (GO): ribonuclease H2 complex
Source: RefSeq, a predicted model, not a curated record